AUGAGUUAUCUCCGGGGCACUACUCUCCACACCCUGUGGCAUCUUCUGUGCCCAGCGUCCCAGUUGUAUCAAUGGGAUGAACAAUGGUUGCUGGAUAAAAACUCACAAUCAAUGAUCUCAAGCACAGAUGCCUCUAGCGAAGCCAAUACUCCCACCAACCCAGACGACGCCAACCAUCACGAUCUAGAGAAAGGAGGCGAUGCCAACAAUCUUCCCAGCCACUCGCGCAGUGAUGAUACCUUCGAAUCAAAGUCCUACCUCGUCGACUGGAUACCUCAUAAUGAUCCCGAGGAUCCUCAGAGCUGGCCUCUAUGCAAAAAGCUCUUCGCGUCAUUUCAGAUCUAUAUAUAUACCUUCACGAUAUACAUGGGUGGAGCCAUAUUCUCGUCGAGCGAAAGUGGAAUCCAACAUGAAUUUGGAGUCAACCACACGGUCUCUGGCUUGGGCUUCGCUCUCUACCUGAUCGGCUACGGCGUUGGACCUUUGCUCUUUAGCCCACUAUCAGAGAUCCCAACUAUAGGUCGCAACCCUCCAUACAUGAUAUCACUCAUUAUUUUUGUGAUCCUCUGUGUCCCCACAGCCCUGACGAAGAGCUACGCUGGCUUAUUGGUGCUCCGAUUUCUCCUUGGCUUCUUCGGAUCCCCCUGUUUGGCAACGGGCGGCGCCACCCUCGGCGAUAUGUUCCCCCUGACUAAGUUACCUUUCGCCAUGUUGUUCUGGGCCAUCGCUAUGACCACCGGUCCGGCAGCUGCGCCUGUGAUCGGAGGCUUUAGCGCAGUCGGUAAAGGAUGGCGGUGGACUUCUUGGGAGAUCCUCUGGGCAGCCGGUCCAGUGUGCAUCCUCAUGGUGCUCUUUUUGCCGGAGACAAGUGGCGCGACCAUUCUGCAUCAUCGUGCCAAGAGGAUUCGCGCACAUACAGGCGAUGAAAGAUAUUACUCUCAUGGGAGAAGAAUCAGAAGAAAACGACAGUUCGCGAAAUUUCCUUCGAAGCGCUCUUCCCUAUGCUACGCCAUUUUCUACAGCUUUUUCGAGUCAUUUCCUCAUGUAUAUGGUGAGAUGUACGGAUUCGCAUCUGGACCGCAGGGGCUCCCAUUCUUGAGCAUCACCGUUGGAACUCUAGUUGCUGCAGUUGGGUAUAUGAGCUACAACUACUUCAUCGUGGAGCGCCGAAUCCACGCUGGCAUUUCGCCCUCACCGGAGGACCGGUUAUUUUUGGCUCUAUUCUCAACACCUUUGAUGCCAAUCGGUCUUUUCAUAUUUGCAUGGACUAGUCGGGCCGACAUUCACUGGAUUGUGAGCUGCAUAGGUGUGGCAAUCAAUACGUGCUGGUUGAUCACCAUGUACCAAUGCGUCUUCAUGUAUCUGCCUCUGGCCUAUCCGCAGUACGCCGCCAGUCUCUUUGCUGGGAACGACUUCGUUCGAUCUGCCAUGGCUGGCGGCGCGGUUCUUUUCGGGCGACCUCUGUUCGCUAAUCUCGGUGUUGGGAAGGGUGUUUCACAUCCUAGGGGCUCUCGCGGCUGGACUUAUCCCGGGUAUCUAUAUCCUGUAUUGGUAUGGUGA
This is a messenger RNA of Penicillium olsonii, 1560 nucleotides long. Lineage: Eukaryota; Fungi; Ascomycota; Eurotiomycetes; Eurotiales; Aspergillaceae. The record is from the annotation of a GenBank genome assembly.